Messenger RNA from Labeo rohita (rohu), 1872 nucleotides. RefSeq names its product renin binding protein (gene renbp). Gene Ontology annotation, biological process: carbohydrate metabolic process; N-acetylmannosamine metabolic process; N-acetylglucosamine metabolic process. Lineage: Eukaryota; Metazoa; Chordata; Actinopteri; Cypriniformes; Cyprinidae. Gene Ontology annotation, molecular function: N-acylglucosamine 2-epimerase activity; peptidase inhibitor activity. The record is from RefSeq and is a predicted model, not a curated record.
AACAGGACCAGCUGUCUGGAUGUUGGUCAUAUGAUGUGCCGUUUUUCACUGUCUCUGCAAAAUUAAGGAAGAGUCGAAUGAACAGCGCUUUUAUAUUUACUGUCACUAAAAAGAAGAUCGUUUUUAAAACAGUCAGGUAUAGACGAGGGGUUUUCUUCAUCUGGAGGAGCAGGAAAAAUGACUGCAGCACUGCUGGAACAGUAUCGAGAGAGAAUCCGGACUGAACUGGACAGAGUGGUGGAUUUCUGGCUGAAAUUUUCCCAUGACAAAGAACACGGUGGUUAUUUUAACUGCCUUGGAAAAGAUGGGAAGGUCUAUGAUGAGCUGAAAUAUGUGUGGUUACAAGGGAGACAGGUCUGGAUGUACAGUAGGCUGUAUUGUACAAUGGAAAGAUUUCACAGACCUGAGAUUCUUGAGGCUGCUAAAUUAGGUGCUGCAUUUCUGCAAAAAUUUGCUCGGGUUCAGGCCCAGCGGCCCGGGGGGAAAUGUGCCUUCUGCCUGACGAGAGAUGGGCGAGCAGUGAAGGUUCAAAGAACGAUAUUCAGCGAGUGUUUUUAUGUGAUGGCCAUGGAUGAGCUGUCCAGGAUUACACAAGACAAAGAGAUGCAGGCGGAUGCUGAGAGCAUGAUGGAUCGGUUGAUAUUCUGGGUUCAGACUGAUUCGUCAGAACUCGGUCGUCCUCAACUUCCUGGUGAUCCACCAAUCAACAGCAUGGCAGUUCCCAUGAUGCUCCUGUGCCUGGUGGAUCAGCUGACUGAGGGUAGAACUGAUGUUGCAGAAAAGUACAAAGACCUGAGCAUGUGGUGUGUGGAACGGAUACUGCAGCAUAUACAGAGAGAUGGAAAAGCCAUUUUGGAAAAUGUCACAUUGAAUGGAAAGGAACUUCCAGGCUGUCAAGGGCGGUUGCAGAACCCUGGUCACGCUCUGGAGGCUGGCUGGUUCCUGCUGCAGUACGCACAGAAAAAAGGGGACGUGCAGCUGCAGAAGACAGCAGUGGAUAAGUUCAUGGAGAUCCCGUUCCAUACCGGAUGGGACAAACAACAUGGUGGCCUUUUCUACUUCCUGGAUGUAGAUAAUCAUUGUCCGACUCAGUUAGAGUGGAAUAUGAAGUUGUGGUGGCCUCACUGUGAAGCUCUGAUCGCCUACCUGAUGGCCUACAGUCACAACAGAGAGCCUGUGCUACUGGAGCGGUUCAAGCAGAUCUACGACUACACCUUCAAACAUUUUUCUGAUGAGGAACAUGGCGAGUGGUUUGGGUAUCUGAGUCGUCAGGGAGAAGUUGUGCUGGAUUUCAAAGGAGGACCCUUCAAAGGGUUCUUCCAUGUUCCUCGAUGUCUCUACAUGUGUGAGAAGCUUCUGGACGGUCUUCUUGAAAGGCAGGAUUCUUGAACUUGACAUUUUGCACUCCACAACCCAAGUGUGACAGGAAAUAUGAACUGAUGUUCUUGUAAUUGAUCAGAUUGCAUAAAAUGCAGUAAAUUAUACAAUUUUAAUCAUACAGAUUUAGAUUUUUCUACUCUAAUUGGGCCUUAUAACUGUCACAUUUAUAUUGAUGGGUUCGCAUGAAUAAUUUUUUUCUUUUUUAAAGCAAUUCAUCUGAUACUUAAAUGAAAAAGGGACCAUAUUGAUUGUUUAGAUUUAUGUUUACUAGCUUGUUUGUCUUGGAAAGGUUUUCUUAAUAUAAAAAGUUUUUAUUCAUGUGAAUUUAUAAAAAUGCUCUUGAACUUUAAACCACUACUCUGAUGAUCACGGUGCUGCUCUUAUGAUUGCCUCUUUUGGUCCAUCUAAUAAUUUUUUUUUUUUUUUUUUUUUCAUAUGUUAGUGUAUAAAACAAAUUCAUUCCAAAUGUACUGAAUAAACUGAUAUGUCCAC